AUGGCUUCCUGCAAGCUCUCCUCCGUGUUGCUUGCUGUCCUGGCGCUCAUCGCUGGCGGCGCGGUGCCGGUGCCAGUAGUGGACGCUGAGCACCUGCACUUCUACAUGCACGACGUGACGGGUGGCCCCUCCCCGACGGCGGUGCGGGUGGUGAACGCCCCGCGUGGCUACUUUGGCAACAUGUUCGUCAUCGACGACGUGCUGACAGAGGGCACCUCGUCGUCGUCAACAAGGGUGGGGCGUGCGCAGGGAUACUACAUGUGUGCAUCGGUGGCCAACCUGGAGCUGCUGGUCACCAUGAACGUGGUGCUCUCGGUGGGCCCGUAUGCCGGUAGCUCUAUCACGGUGGUGGGCCGCGACGACAUCAACACGCCGGUGCGGGAGCUCUCGGUGGUCGGAGGCACCGGGCAGUUCAGGAUGGCGCGUGGCUACGUGCUGUGGAAGACGGUCACACCCGAGAUUAUCGACCUCGAAAUUUUCGUCAACCCAUGA
Miscanthus lutarioriparius is the source of this 492-nucleotide messenger RNA. Lineage: Eukaryota; Viridiplantae; Streptophyta; Magnoliopsida; Poales; Poaceae. The record is from the annotation of a GenBank genome assembly.